AGCAGCUGUAGAUCGAGUCGCGCAAGCGAGAGAAUAGAAGCCGCCCUCGCAGCUGUCGCUGCUGAUGCACACCUGGCUCGGCGGUGUCGAGCGAAAGCAGACGCGCAGCUGCGCGACAGGCCAAGCCGCAACAAAGUGCACAACCUCGGGACACCGCCGCGUCUUCGGCUGUUCGGCCACUCUCGUUCGCGCCCUCGGCCAGAUCAUCUCGCGCGUUCAUCACUCAGUCAAACUGUGCGCGCUCUCGCGGCUUCGGGCAUCAUCGCCGCGACGACCGAGAGCCGCGCGAGAGUAGGCCGAGAGCUCCCUGCUCUCCUCUCCUCGUCGGUCCUCCCUCUCUCCGACUACUGCGAGUAUCGCCGCACCGACAACGCCGAGGACUGCCGAAAUGGAGGAGAGCCAGCGAUCGGAGACGGUCGCCGUGCUGGCGGACAUGUCCGAACAACUGGCGAGUGGGACCGAGGAGCAGAAUAGUAAGCAGCAUCAGCGCCGGGCUCAGCAAGUUGUCGUCGCGACGACGUCUACUGCUGCGGCGGCCGCCGCUGCCGCUGCGGUGCGCGCCGCGGCGACGACGACGGUCACAGCGGCCGCUGCCGUUCACCCGGUCGCUGUAGCCACCAAUGUCGCCGCGGCUGGUCUACCCGUCGGCGUCGGGGUGCCGGUCUCCUUGCCCGUUGGCUCGAUCAUCGGGGCGACACUGGCCGGGAACGGCACCACCUUCAACGUCAUUACCUCCGACCAGCUGCAGCUAUCAACAGCAGGACAAUUCAAACAGAUGCUGUGCGUGGACAACAGUUUCCUUUGCGAAUCAAAGCAGGACAAAAAUGACCCUUUGAGGUGGAACGGAGCUGAAUUGAAAGCUACGCACAUUGUGAUACAGAACAGUUCUAACGAUGGAGAAGGCGAACCUAUACAGGUUGCUUCGGGAGCAUCUAAUUCUUUGGCAGGAUGCAGUUGGUCAGAGUGUGCUAGUCUAGCAGUUUUGCCUAUCAGGUGCAAAAACACAAAUGCAGAACUGCACAAAAAUAGGUUUGGAUCUGGAGGCAGGGGGCGCUGCAUAAAAUUCGAUAACCAAUGGUACACACCCAGCGAGUUCGAAGCCCUGUGUGGGAGAGCAUCUAGUAAGGACUGGAAGAGGAGUAUUCGCUUUGGUGGAAGGAGUCUGCAAACUUUAAUCGACGAAAACAUUCUUAGGCCUCAUGCUACUUCUUGCACCUGCUCAGCUUGCUGCGACGAUGACAGUGCUGCUGGUCCCAUUCGACUGUUCACGCCAUAUAAAAGAAGGCGAAGAACGAGAGAUCAUAUCGAUGGAGAAGGUCCACCUAGAAAACACAAAGGAGAAAGCUCGCGCGACGGAAGUAACGCUGAUGAUAGCGACAGUGAACUUAUAACUGAUAAAGGAUGUUGGUCAUCAUUUGUAGGAACAGACGAGUUAGUAGUACAACAUGCCCCAGAACAAGAAAAUAUAGUUACAAACGUAGUAAACCCAACGGAAAAUGGACACAGUGAAAGCAGAUAUUACAAGCUGGAUGAAUUGUCAAAUAAGCUUAUAAAGAUUGCCAAUGAGUUCAAGAAAGUUGUCGAGGAAUACAAAGCAGAAGAGAGCCGGCAACAAAGAAGGGAUCAAAAUUUAGUGGCACAGUUAAAUGUUAACAGAGCCGAUGUAAUAGAAACUGUUGGUCUGCAACCAGCCUCUGAUAGUAAAAAGUGUGCAAACUGUAACAGAGAUGCCUACGCAGAGUGUUCCCUAUGUCGUCGUACAUCUUAUUGUUCGACCUUCUGUCAGCGAAAGGAUUGGAAUGUUCAUCAGGUCGAGUGUGUGCGAGAUGCAGCCGAAACCGUUAUGCUCAUCGUCGAAAGUAGCGCUGAUACAACAAUAACUGCCGCUCAACAAACGGAGCAAUAGCUACUGUUUUUCAUGUCCAUAAACGAGGAAAAUGCUGUUAAUGUCAAAGAGAGCAAGUAAUUUUCACUUAUGUGCAAAUGAAUUAAGACUGUAAAUAUUAUUCAUAUCGUUGUUAGAGUAAAUUGAAACCUGGUGAAAAAAUAAGCAUUAGAGAAAGCUUUUGAAAUUGUCAGAACCUUUCAUAUAGUGAAUUCACGAAUUUAAGUAUGAUAGAAACAGUCAAGUAUUGGCGUUCCAGAAAUUUUUAAUUUUUUGUUUUUUAUUACUCAAUCAUAUGAUCAUAGACUAAAUCAUGCGUAAGCGACUCUGAUAUAAGUUCUUUACUAUCGCGUCAUUCGUAUUGUAAUUGCAUUUUGGCCCCUUGUCGUACAACAUAGUAUUGUCUUCGAAAUGUGAAGUUUUUUUACCAGGAUCAUAAAGCAAUUUAAAGGCGAUCAAGUAUCAAAAUGUAAAUAUUUGUACAAAUUAGCAAAAUCAAAUGGGCGACGUGUCAAUACAUCAACAAUACGUAUUAUAACUAAACAAUUUCCACUAUUUCUUUUAUUUAGUACAUCGAAUAUUUCAUACGUGAUUCAUUGAGUUGUGAUCAAAAUUUUCUAUCAACCACAUUGUCAUAUCUUUCUUCAAAGACUAUUUUUUUUUUAAGGAAACGUAAACAUGACGUAAAAGUAUUGAAAUCAAACUUCGGCAAAAAUGUUUGAGCGUAAUAACUAAGUAAACUUUUAUAUUUACUUAAUUUAUAAUCGAAAUCAGUAUAUAGCUCUUUACACAAGAAUAUUCAUCGUUUUUAUUUAAUUUGAAAAAGUAUCUGUAAAGUCAAAAACGUCAUUAUGACAGUUUAUGAAAUAUUUAAAUUACAGAAAAUUAGAAUAAGUUGUACAUUUUGAUUUUAAAUUAUUUAAUCCACUAGUGAUUGUGUGUAUACUUAUCAAGAGAAUGAUUAAAAUCUUCUUUUAAGAAUCAACUCUAAAAUAUUAAACAUAGCAGCAUAAUGCUCUGAUGUAAAUAUAAA
Molecule: messenger RNA, 2918 nt
Organism: Nasonia vitripennis (jewel wasp)
Lineage: Eukaryota; Metazoa; Arthropoda; Insecta; Hymenoptera; Pteromalidae
Gene: Deaf1
Product: deformed epidermal autoregulatory factor 1
Exons: 4
Coding region: 389-1906 (505 amino acids)
Biological process (GO): positive regulation of transcription by RNA polymerase II
Molecular function (GO): RNA polymerase II cis-regulatory region sequence-specific DNA binding; DNA-binding transcription activator activity, RNA polymerase II-specific
Source: RefSeq, a predicted model, not a curated record